AUGGGACACGGACCCACUGUUGCGGCACCGGGUGAACGACUGCGGAAAUUUUUCGUGGCCCUACCAGAUUUUGCAAAUACUGUAAGAACCAGUACUGCUUUCGAUAACUCGGAGCAGGCCAUUCCCGAAGUGAGCAAAGUCCCUUCAUUACGCGAGCAAUGGAACUGCGCUAAGUUUGUGCUUCUGAGCCACUUCACCGUUGAACUUCCUCAAAUCUGGUUUUUCCACCCAAUGGCCCAGUUCUGCGGUCUAUCAACUUCGAUUCCUUUUCCAUCUCCCUGGACUAUGACAUAUCAGAUUGCAAUAUUUUUCGUGAUGGAGGACACUUGGCACUAUUUUUUCCACCGAGCUCUUCAUUGGGGUCCACUCUACAGGGCUAUUCAUAAAGUUCACCAUCAGUAUUCCGCACCAUUUGGUUUGGCCGCCGAAUAUGCUUCCCCUAUUGAAGUGAUGAUUCUCGGCUUCGGGACAGUCAGUUCCCCGAUCCUCUGGUGUGCUUUCACCGGUAAUCUACAUAUUCUCACUAUGUAUAUCUGGAUUGUGUUGCGCUUGUUCCAGGCUAUCGAUGCCCACAGUGGCUACGAAUUUCCUUGGAGUCUUCACCAUUUCUUACCUUUCUGGGCUGGUGCUGAUCAUCACGACCUCCACCAUGAGAAAUUCAUUGGGAACUACUCAAGCAGCUUCCGCUGGUGGGACUACCUCCUUGACACUGAAUACACCCCGGAUGCCCUGAAGCGCCGAAGAGGGAAAAAGGUGAAGGCAAACAAGACACAAUGA
Molecule: messenger RNA, 777 nt
Organism: Penicillium coprophilum
Lineage: Eukaryota; Fungi; Ascomycota; Eurotiomycetes; Eurotiales; Aspergillaceae
Product: sterol desaturase family protein
Exons: 4
Coding region: 1-777 (258 amino acids)
Biological process (GO): ergosterol biosynthetic process
Molecular function (GO): C-4 methylsterol oxidase activity; iron ion binding
Source: RefSeq, a predicted model, not a curated record